GCUUGAUCACAAUUAAUCCUGCUCUCGACAUACAAGAGAAAUGUUACCGACAAAGCUAGCCGUCCCUAUUCUUCUCUUCUACUCAUCUUUUAUCUCUUCUCAGGCGGCUCUUCCCCUCCAAACACCAAUCCAGAAGGACCAUUCAACCAGCCAAUAUGUCAUCACUGCAUACCUACAAACCCCUCUCAAGCCCACCAAGUUGCUCUUGGACCUCGGUGCUACAUACACCUGGGUAAAUUGCGACGGCUACACUUCCUCUACUUACCAGCAUGUUCCCUGUAACAGUUCCAUCGCUAAUUUACUCGGCGCUUAUGCUUGCUUGGACCUUUGCGACGGUCCACCAGGUCCAAAUUGCGGUAACAACUCUUUCCUCUUAUUCCCCGAUAACCCCAUCAAACCUGUUGACUACAAAAAAGUGAAAGGCAUCAACAUUGCCCUUAUCGACUCCUUCGCCUUGUCCACCACUCAAGGCUCGCUUACUUUGAUCAAUAAUUUCAUCUUUUCCUGUGCUCGAACUGGUUUUCUCAAAGGCCUGGCUAAAGGUGUCGCUGGCUUAGCCGCCCUGGGCCGCUCAAAUGUUUCUAUCCCGGUACAGUUUAAUAGAUUCUUCUCUUCUUCUCCAAAUUGCUUUGCUAUUUGCUUAUCAGGAUCUAAGUCUCAACCUGGCGUGGCUCUUUUUGGUAGCAAAGGGCCUUAUGAUUUCCUGCCAGGAAUUGACCUCUCAAAAUCACUUCUUUACACUCCUCUCAUUUCAAACCCGUUUGGAAAAGAUUCUGAUCCAGAUAAACCCAGAUCCUCUCCUGAAUAUUAUAUAGGGUUGAAUUCCAUAAAAGUGAACGGAAAGAUGGUGGCUUUGAACAAAUCACUCUUGGCCAUUGAUGGUGAGACUGGUCCUGGGGGAACCACGAUCAGCACUGUCGUGCCAUACACAAAGUUACAGCGUUCUAUUUACAAGACUUUUAUUCUGGCUUUCUUGAAGGAAGCAGCUUCCCCUGCUUUCAAUCUUACUGCAACAAAGCCUGUUAAGCCAUUCGGAGUCUGCUACCCUGCGAGUGCUGUUAAGAACACACAAAUGGGACCAGCUGUACCUACAAUUGAUCUUGUAUUGGAUAGACAAGACGUGGUUUGGAAGAUUUUUGGAUCGAAUUCUAUGGUGAGAAUUACAAAGAAAAGUGUUGAUCUUUGGUGCCUGGGUUUUGUGGAUGCUGGAGUCAAUCCAAUGGUAGCAAGUUGGAUUGGUGGUCCAUCUAUAGUGAUUGGAGGUCAUCAAUUGGAGGAUAACAUGCUACAAUUCGAUCUACAAUCAAAGAGAUUGGGAUUCAGCUCAUCACUUUUGUCCAAAGGGACAAAUUGUGCCAACUUCAAAUUUUCUACCAAAAACAUGUAAAACGAUGGUGUUUAUAUACCAUCAUGUUCGUUACAUGCAUGCAUGCGUUCUUGAAUUUCCUCCCUCCUGUAAGCUAACGAGCCAUAGAAAGGCCAAUCUAGCUAUGCAGUAAGAGUUUCUGCUCUCGAAUAAAUUAAUAAAAGGAUGUGUCAACAAGAAAUA
Messenger RNA from Populus nigra (black poplar), 1549 nucleotides. Its product is annotated as probable aspartic proteinase GIP1. The transcript has a single exon. Gene Ontology annotation, biological process: proteolysis. Gene Ontology annotation, molecular function: aspartic-type endopeptidase activity. The coding region runs from base 41 to 1387 and encodes 448 amino acids. NCBI's taxonomy places the organism in Eukaryota, Viridiplantae, Streptophyta, Magnoliopsida, Malpighiales, Salicaceae. The record is from RefSeq and is a predicted model, not a curated record.